UCCGACUCAUUACACUUGUCCUUCCUGUUGAACUUCAUCUUCUCCGCGAAGCCUCCUGAGAUGCGACCCUGCUAAACAGAAGCCCCCGCAGCCUCAACUUCGUCUUCUUUGGCUAAAAAGAGACUUUUAUGGAAGUUUUCACUUAAACCGACCCACCUCCCAUCCAGGUUCCAGGGUUGCAGCCCCGUUGCAAGGAUGGCAGAGUGAUUACACUUGUUGCUUUCCUGCACCUCAAGGACUUGGACUUCGGUCUCGUGACAAGGUCAGUGCUGGUGGUUUUAGGCUUCAGCUGAUCUGACUGCAAGCUCUUGGACACCAUGUACAGCCAACAGCCCUUCCCAGCCUUCGCUUUCAACGCCGGACUCAUGCAGGAUCCCGCCAACUGUCAUUUUGGGGGUUACACGGGUUUAGGACACCCCCAGCCCUUCUCCUUCGCCUUCUCUACGCUGAAAUCGGAAAACGGAGAGUCUGGAGUUCAGGGUAUGGGGGACUGUACGACUCCUGUGAUGCCCUGGAACUCGCUGGCGUCUUUCGAUCACCAGGUCCAGAUGGAGAACAACCAGCAAGGGAAUCCGCCCAGAGCCCCAAGUCCGACUCUCAGCGACUCCAGGAUUAAGGUCAAAGAGGAGGUUGUCCAUGAAACUGACAGCGGAGAAGAGUCCCCAGAACCCAAAUACCCCAGCCCCCCUAAUCCCUCUCUCUACUACCCCAACGCAUGGACUGGCGCCCCUUUCUGGCAAGUGAACCCCACGCCGGGCAAUAACAUCAACCCAAUGCCCAACCAGACUCUUGUGAAAAACACCAGCCUACCGGGGAACACCACCUACCCCACCCCAGCAAACCAAAGCCCCAAUACCCCAGUAGACUGUGUGACCUCCAGUAUGGAAAGCAGCAGAUGCAGCAGCACCAACUCCCCCAAUGGGGCAAUUAAUGAACGGGCCACCACUAUCCCUAAUGGAGAGAUGCUUGAUGGGGGGCAAUCCAGCGACAAUGAGGAGGAGGUUCCCAGCGAAUCAGAAAUGGAGCAGUUUGCCAAAGAUCUGAAGCACAAGCGAGUGUCCCUGGGCUACACACAGGCGGAUGUUGGCUACGCACUCGGGGUCCUGUAUGGCAAGAUGUUCAGUCAGACGACAAUCUGUCGCUUCGAGUCGCUGCAGCUCAGCUUCAAGAACAUGUGUCAACUGAAACCUUUCCUGGAGCGCUGGGUGGUGGAGGCAGAGAACAACGACAACCUGCAGGAGUUGAUCAACCGGGAGCAGGUCAUUGCCCAAACACGGAAGAGAAAAAGGAGGACGAACAUAGAGAAUAUAGUGAAGGGGACCCUGGAGAGUUACUUCAUGAAAUGUCCCAAGCCGGGCGCCCAGGAGAUGGUGCAGAUCGCCAAGGAACUGAACAUGGACAAAGAUGUGGUCCGGGUCUGGUUUUGCAAUCGGCGGCAGAAAGGCAAGCGCCAGGGAAUGCCCACCGUUGAGGAGAACGACGGCGAAGGCUACGAUGUUGCACAGACCAUGGGGUCGCCCCCUGUUGGACACUAUGCGCUGCAGCAGGUGGUGACCCCGCAAGGUUACAUGGCAGCUCCGCAGAUUUACGCCUCGGCUUUCCACAAAAACGACCUGUUCCCCCAGACGGUGCCACACGGAAUGGCCAUGGGGGGCCACAUUGGCUGAAGAUGAAACUUCCAUAGAGACUAAUGAUUCACCAAUUUCUUUUGUUAUCAGUGGGUGCUCUUCAGCUUCCAUCACCUGCUUUUUAUAAAGACUAAAGUUUUUAUAAAACCCUAUAUCCCCAUGGAAAGAAAAUUAGCCUUUUUAUUUUUUCCCCAAAUCUCCAACAGCCGCUGGUGCUGGAAAAUGCCCCUCCUGCACCCCAAUACACUGUCUGACAGACGUCCAUUUAAUUUAUUAACUGGUUUAUCUUUUCCUUCAUUAGCCCUGAGUUGUUAGGGUGUCACAUAUAUACAAGCAGACUCCCCGAACCCCAAUGUUUCAGGCUUGUUGCCCUCAGAUCUUGUACUCGGUCAGUCUGCACGGCCUGUGGGAUCCUAUUAGUCGGAUGUUCCUCACUGUAUUAUAAAUGCACUGUAAAUAUUCCUUCUUCCCGGAAUUCCCCUUCACCUUUUGUUUUUAAAGAGAUUUUAUGCUUCCAGGAUGUAAGCGUAUAUUUAUGUAUAUUAUCCAGAUUGCAAUGAAAUGACUCGCAUUCCCAAACCCAA
Xenopus laevis (African clawed frog) is the source of this 2212-nucleotide messenger RNA. It is a transcript of the gene pou5f3.2.L, whose product is annotated as POU class 5 homeobox 3, gene 2 L homeolog. Gene Ontology annotation, biological process: gastrulation with mouth forming second; regulation of transcription by RNA polymerase II; regulation of DNA-templated transcription. The record is from RefSeq and is marked provisional. Gene Ontology annotation, cellular component: transcription regulator complex; nucleus. Gene Ontology annotation, molecular function: DNA-binding transcription factor activity; DNA-binding transcription factor activity, RNA polymerase II-specific; DNA-binding transcription factor binding. NCBI's taxonomy places the organism in Eukaryota, Metazoa, Chordata, Amphibia, Anura, Pipidae.